UGUUUUCCCGUUUCUUGCACACGGUUUCCCGAUGACGUCUGCGAUGGAAGGGACAACGCAAGACACGCACCUGCUUGAUUAUUCUACCACUUGGGUUACAUUUACUGAGAUCAUCUUUGAAGCUGUACCGACUACUGUUUUUCCUACAGAGGUCGUCAUUUUAUUGUCAGUAUUUGUCGGCGUACUUAUCAUUUUGACGGCAGGAGGAAAUCUGCUGGUAGUAAUUGCAUUUGCCACGACCCCGAAACUUCGUACCUAUAACAAUUACUUUAUCUUGGGUCUCGCCAUCGCGGACAUCCUGGUCGCGGUUGUUAACAUGCCCCUGUUUGCUAUGGUAAUCUUAUUGGGAUAUUGGCCUCUAGGGGCCAUUUUCUGUGAUAUGUUCUCAUUCAUGGACCAUGCUUUCUCGCAUGUAAGCAUCAUCCUUGUGGCCCUCAUCAGUCUCGACCGAUACAUCGCAGUGACAUACCCUAUCCGACACCGGCAAUACUGGCGGCGGCGGCCCCGUGCGAUCCAAAUCAUUGCAAUUUGCUACAUCAUUCCCGUCAUCAUCUGGCUGCCUCUGACCUCCCUUUGGCAAGUCAUCCACGGCAUCGAGAAGCGGCCCAUUCCUGAUGAUGUAUGCACGCCUUUGUACCAUCAGAGCUUUGUUGCAUUUUGGUUUAUCAUCUUUUUAUUCGGGAUGAUUCCAUUUUCAAUUACCUCCGUUUGCUGUGCCAGGAUCUACUACGCCUUGCGCCGUUUCUACACAGGACGCCUGAAGCUGAAAAUGAUGAUCACCGAACAAAAAUUAACGACUCCGAAUACAGGUUCUUCUCAAAUCAGCGACGAUCAAGGAACCGGCAGCGGGAAGGAGAAAGUGUCUCAGGUUAGGGAAGACGUAGGAGCGAACCAAAUUAAAGUAAACAACAACAAAAAGCCCGGAAUCAACCAGGAGAGUAUUAAAGGAGCCCGGACAUUGUUUCUCAUUGCGAUCGCUAUGUGGAUUGCCUGGUUUCCAUCGCUAAUCGUCACUAUAAUGAUCCCAUUCUGUCCCGAUUGUGUACCCCCGGUUGUCUACUCAGCGGCCAUAUUCUGGGGUUAUAUCAAUAGCUUACUCAACCCGAUCUGCUACGCCCUGACGGAUAAAGAGUUCAAGGAUGGAUUCAUUAGGAUCUUAACAUUGAAGUGUUUUGAGAAAGGACAGAUUUAACCCUCUUUAAGCUGUAUAUAGUUCUUUCAAAACAAAUACGAAAGUUAGUGAUUUUUUUUUUUAUUAUUAAGAUAUCAAAUGAAAGAGCUGAUAUUGAACCUCUUAGGCAUGUGAUUUUCUUUUUGAAAUUCAGAUACCCACGCCAAAUAACUUUUUGGUAUCUUUUAUUCAAAUUGAAUGAGGAAUAAUUUAAGUACUUUCAGAUGAAAGAAGAGAUUCAAAGUUUUACAUUGGUAGGUCAUUUGUAUAUUGUAUUUGUGAUUAAGUAAUGAUAAAUCAACGAUAAAUCUCGGUUUCGUUUUUUGUGGGACGCACUGUAAGCAUAAACGCACAUGCACGCACAGAAAUAUUUUUUUUUAGACUUUAAAGCGAAAACAAAUGUUUAAACAGUGCUCCGACGUUGUUGAGUGCAUAUCAAUCAAGUGGAAUUGAGUACAUGAAAUAAAAAAGAAGGUGAUAAUUGAUACUAUUUAUUUCAUUUUGCUUUAUCAAAUUAAAUAAAACCUACAUGUACAUGUAUAUGUUAUUUUAAAUAACAAAUAAUAAGAAUUAAAUAACAUAUAUCUCGUACAAUGUCAAACGUUAUUCUGGAUCAACGAAAUUUGUAUUUUAUAUUUGUUUUCUCCUGAAAGGCAAGUUGAUAAUCUCGGUUGUUUUUAAAGUCGGCUCAAAUGUUUUUUUGGAUCGCCUAAUGCUGGUAAGACUGCUUAAGACGUCCCUCUUUGUUGAACUUGCCUUAAGAAUUAUAGUUGCUGCAGAAUUUCAUGAUAGAUCUUUAAUAUGAAGAUGAAUUUGCCUCAUCUGGUUAUAAUAACUUAACAUUACCUCAUCAUUUAUACGCAUCAUUUUAUGUAGGUCUAGAAAAAGACAAAAGAAAAAGAAAACAAGUAAUCAAAGUGUAUAGCACAAUUUGUAAGAACAUCGCAAAGUGAAUGACAUCAGGGAUUGACAUUUCCGUGGCAGAAUAAUGAAAACUAUGUAGUUUGUAGAGAGAGUGAUAAUCUACCAAUGUAUAAUGUAUACAGCGUUGGCAAUCGCUGUUUGGUCGCAUAAAACCACGGUGCACAAAAUGAUGAUUGUGAUGUGUGUUUCGUUCGUAUACUAGUAAGAUAAAUCUCGUUUCCUCGUAUUUUCAUCACUGAUAUGUGUCAUGAUUGUCUUUCACCAAAUAUUUGGAGCGUCUGUUAUAGACAUGCGGUGUAAAUUACAAAAAAAAUAACUUUGUUCGAUUAUGUCGAAUGGUUAGGCACCGAUGUUUUUCCUUUAAUAAAAGAGUCCUACGUGUGCAUGAAUUAAGUACAAAUAAAAAACAUUGCAUACUCUCAACUAUUUAAAUGUAUAACUAGGCAUGAGAAUUAAAAAAAUCACAGAGAGUGCUAUUUCCACUCUUUCUUAUUUGAUUUGAUUUAUUGUUUUCUUCUGCAUCCAUAACAUUCGUAUAUUAAAUACAUAAUAAACAUAAUAUGCUAGCAUUUUUGGCAUGAAUCAUAAAUAAAGAGUAUUAAAAAGAUAAUUUCAGACAAAAAUUAUUAACUAUAUGAUAUUCACAAUUUGCAGGAGAAGGAUUGUCAUCAUGAGCAAAUUGCUUGAAAAAAAUGACAAUCCCAAACUUAUACUAAUUGAAUUAAUUAAUACAUUUAUAAAGCAGAAUGGGCAUACAUUUUCAAAUACGAAACAUGAAUUCAUGCAAUAUUAUAGUAUGAAGAUGAAGAUGAUAAAGCUGAGGGUGACGGUGAUAUGAUGAUGUUGAUGAUGAUGAUGAUGAUGAUGAUGAAGGCCAUGGAGAUGAUGGUGGUCAUGAUGAAGAUAUUGGUAAUGACUAAAUCGAAGGAGGAAUAAAUUCACGAUAAAAAGGAUACGACACAGAAAUGUUACUUCAAAUAUUCUGAUAAUAACAUAGAUUUAACGUUUGCCUUAAAUGAGUGAAGAGACAAAUAUUGUUUUACAGGCUCUGGUAGAUAGUUCCACAAAUCUGGACCAUUGUGUCUUAUGGAUCUCUGCGCAAUAAGCAAUUUAGGGUUGAUUAAAUAGAAAUUUGAAGAGUUACGGGUAGGGUAAGAAUGAAUAGAUGUAUUCAGAGUAUAAAAAUUGUGGAAUGAAGGUGGGAGCAUGUUAUUUACGUACUUAAACAUAAGUAGUAAGCUUUGAAGAGUAUCUAUGUCAAAUACUGUUAGAGUCUUUAGUUUAUGGAAUAAUGGAUUUGUGUGUGAUAAAUAUUGGGAAUCAGUACAGAUUCGAAUUGCUUUUUUCUGUAAUAAGUAUAUUGUAUUAAUUUUAGUUUUUGCACAUGUUGCCCAAACUAUGUUGCAAUACGAUAUAUAAGGCAAUAUUAAUGAAUUGUAGAGUAUGACAAGAGUUUUAUGUGGAAUUGUGUCUUUCAUUUUGUAAAGUAUACCAACGUUUCUAGAAAUACUAGUAGUUAUACAACGUACAUGUUCAUUCCAAUUUAAAUUUUCAUCUUUUGUGACACCUAACAACUUUGUUUCUCUUUUCCUUUUGAGAGGAGUAUUGUCUAUGUUUAUAUUGUAAGGAAAUUCGUUAUCAUGUGAGUGUGUAUGCUUGAAAUAUAUAAAGUUUGUUUUAUCUAUAUUGAGUGAAAGCUUAUUACACUUAAACCACAAAUAUAGUUAUGGUAAUUCACAGUUAAUUAUAUCUACUAAAGUUUCUAAGCUAUUAUGUGAACAAAAAAUGUUGGUGUCAUCUGCAAAUAAUACAUAUGAUAAUAAAGGUGUUACCUAGGAUUGAUCCUUGUGGAACUCCGCAUUGUAUUAACUGAAAAUCAGAAGGAAUAUUAUUGUGAAUUACAUAUUGUUUUCUAUUGGACAAAUAAAUCUUAAACCAAGAUAGUGUAAUUCCGCGAAUUCCAAAUUUUUCAAGUUUUUUAAGUAAUAUCUGGUGGUCAAGAGUGUCAAAGGCUUUGCUUAAGUCCAUGAAUACGCCUAUUAUAUGUUCUUUUUUUGCCAUUGCAUUUGUAAUUCUAUCGUAUAUUUGUAUUAACGCCUGAUCAGUCGAAUGUCCUUUCCUGAAUCCAUAUUGGUUAGAAUUUAGAAAAUGAAAAGUAUAUAGAAACUUAUAAAGUCUAUUGUAAAUAAUCUUCUCUAAUAUUUUGGAAAUGCUGGGAAGAAUAGAAAUAGGCCUGUAAUUUGUUAUUUCAUGCGGAUUGUCUUUUUUAAAAACAGGAUUUACCUUUGCAAUUUUUAGGAAAUCAGGACAUAUUCCGGUGCUAAUCGACGAUUAAAAAUAUGACACAAAGGAGAGGCAAUAUAGUGUAUGAUCUGCUUAAGAAGGAAAGUACUAAUUCUAUCAAUUCCCUGUGAUUUGCUUGAUUUGAGAUUUUUUGUUAUUUCAAUUAAUUCCUGAACAUUUGUUGGGUUAAAGAAUAAAGAAGAGUUAAUGGGUGUGGGAAGAAAUUUUCCAAAAUUUUCAUCAGCUCUGUCAAGUUUGUUUGCCAAUGAGGGUCCUAAGUUAACAAAAAGAGGAAUUAAAGGUAUCAGCUACAUCUUCUGAAUUCAUCGCAACAUCAUGAGCUGUGAAAUUAUAUUUGGGUAAUAUUUUGGGUUUCUUGCCAAUCAAAUAAUUUAUAAUCUCCCAUGUUGCUUUCAUGUUUGAUUUGACUUUGUAAAGCUUAUCAGAAUAAAAUAAUUUGCGAGAA
Lytechinus pictus (painted urchin) is the source of this 4844-nucleotide messenger RNA. RefSeq names its product muscarinic acetylcholine receptor M1-like. Gene Ontology annotation, biological process: adenylate cyclase-activating adrenergic receptor signaling pathway. Gene Ontology annotation, molecular function: dopamine neurotransmitter receptor activity, coupled via Gi/Go; G protein-coupled receptor activity. Lineage: Eukaryota; Metazoa; Echinodermata; Echinoidea; Temnopleuroida; Toxopneustidae. The transcript is spliced from 3 exons. The record is from RefSeq and is a predicted model, not a curated record. Gene Ontology annotation, cellular component: plasma membrane. Bases 32 to 1192 code for a protein of 386 amino acids.